UGUCGAUCCAAGACGGUUAAUAUGGGAGGUAUAUUAUUGGUGUUAAUAAAAUUAUUGCCUGGCGCUAGCCUUGAAAGUCACGUCUGCUCUCUUGAAAGAAGCCAAGAGAACACGGAUCGAGGACAAUGCGACGAUGCUAGGUAGAUAGCGAAGGUUAGCAGAUGUCCCAGGCGUCUUGCCUACUAGAGACUAUUUUGCAGCAUACUUCGCAGCGAGCCUGGCGGGCGGUCUGCUGCUUUUCUUUCAGAAAGGAGCAAGCAUAGUUAUAUGUGAGCCUGAACAGGACGCUGUCGCUGCGAAACAAAGCUCGGGUGCCAGGCACAGUGAAACUUUUGUUCAGAGGAAGUAGCUAUCCACCAAAUUCACUUCACUAGCAUUGAGUCUAGCUGGCGUCGCUACUAGAUGGAGGUCCGGCCCCGCCGCACGCUGGCCUCACUGGCGCCGCUCGCCCUAGCAGUGGCGUUGUUGCUUGCCUUUGCCCUCUGGGAGGCAAAUCGCUGGAAUGAGGGCGCUCCGCACACGCAGCACAUCGGCCGCUUGAUAUCCUUGUCGAAAGCAGUGACCGCUUCUGUCAAUAGAAAGCCCGCUUGUGCUUUGGAGGGGGGGGCCGCGAAUGGGGCGGGAAAGAGUGAGUUGAUGUCAGCAGGCGGCAAGGUGGUGUCGACGAAAGAUGGAGCGGAAAUUAACGCGCCACUGGCGCGAUGCUCGUCCGCCACUCUUCUGGGGGGGUGGGACAACAACACAUAUGUCCCCCUGCCGUACGACGCGCUCGCGCCGUUCCUGGAUGAGGCGCGGGGGAUGUUAUCGCAGGCGGAGCGCCGCUUUUUCUUGCCGCGCAGAGAGGGUGUCGAAGUUGCGCCGAAGUACCUUCCUGUGAACAAUCCAGUUGGCCUGUCAGAAGAUGAGCCCGUCUCAUUUCAUCCCCCCUGCUACUACCACUUCUACAACAAAAAGGAGAUUAUGCGGCUGUUUGCGGGCAAGUGGGUGUACUUUCUGGGGGACUCAAACACGCGGGGGAUGUUUAUCGGUUUUCUUGCAACCUUAGAUCCUGAGCACCGAUCGCCAUACGUAGAUGAGAAGUGGUUCAACGGCACAAAGGACGAGGUCAAUUGGCCGCACGUGAACAACAUCCAUUACUUCUUUAGAGAGGAUGGGUCCAUCUUGUUCAAGACUGGCAGAGGAUCCACGGAUCAAUUGCCGACUUUUCCGGAGAGCGGGUAUAGCUUCCGGCUGUCAUACACGAUGAGUCAUGACAUCGAGUAUCUGAUACAGACUGCGAAUGAGACUUUGGGCGACGGCGAGUGGGCGCCAGACGUGCUCCACUUCAGCUCCGGUGCUUGGGACUCGGGCGCCCUAAAACGACCAGAGGAGUGGAAUCUCACACGGGUGGACAGGGGUUAUGGCCGAAUGUUCGACUUAAUUGCGGAAAAGUGCAACCCCAAACGCCAGGUAUGCUUUUGGGGCACCAUCGGCAGUCUGCAACAAGUCGACGAUUCUUGGUGGGACGGCUUAGCCGUCUUGCAGUGGCGACACUGGGCGCGAAUCCACACGCGCCAAGUGGACGCAGGAAAUGCGUCCACGUUGCACAUUCUGGACCGUUACUGGAUGGCGUUCAACCGGCUUGACCAGAAUUUUGGCGGCCAUAUGACGACGGCGUUCAACUCGUGGAUGCCGCAGAUCAUGAUGAACGCUUAUCAUAGCAUCGCAGAGGACCGAGGGUUACUAGCAAACCCGGUUCAGUUGGCACAACCAAGUCGGAGCUACCGUGCGGACGAAGUCGAAUGCGUGUUAUUGCCGGGGGACGAGAAAGGGCGGAAAGUGAAGUGCGAAAAGUAUCCGUUGAGGGUCGACUUUGAGGAGGGGUGCACAAUCGAUCGAGAUACGGAUGUGCAGAAUGCGGGGGACACGCAUAUCAUGUGGGCACGGAGCUGCGAUCCGCAAGUAACUCUGUAGUCCCUUGGUUGGGGAAGAAUCUGUAUUUAAAGUAUCGUCAACAAACCAGCUAGCUUGAACCAAGGCACGCGCAGCUAAAACUUGCAAGUCAAGAUACAAUUCCUGUAUAGGUCUUGCGCGCGCUAAAAUUCUAGAUUGUGCUAGGCUAGUAAACUUAAACUCGGCCUGUAAAUUACAAAUAUCUGUUCACGCGGCCGGGUGUUGCAAGACGCUACGCGUAUCAUGUACUUCAAAGUAUUUGCUCGCAACUUUUGAAGAUGAGUCUCAGGUG
Molecule: messenger RNA, 2224 nt
Organism: Klebsormidium nitens
Lineage: Eukaryota; Viridiplantae; Streptophyta; Klebsormidiophyceae; Klebsormidiales; Klebsormidiaceae
Source: the annotation of a GenBank genome assembly